This is a messenger RNA of Salvelinus sp. IW2-2015, 1948 nucleotides long. The record is from RefSeq and is a predicted model, not a curated record. Lineage: Eukaryota; Metazoa; Chordata; Actinopteri; Salmoniformes; Salmonidae.
UAUGUAUCUGUGCUCUCUUUCUGCAGAUACCUAUUGUGAGAGUUGCUUGACUACAGCCCAAGAAGUUGAGAGCAGAAGAAAGAGAUAGCAGAGUACAGACGGGAUGUUAUUGAGAAGCUAGUCGGUUGGUGCUGUGUGUGGAACCGCUCCGUUCCACAAAAAUUGUCAACUUUCCAAAGAAAAUAUGAAAACGUCCUGCAAGCACCUAUUAGCAGAUUUGAGAGGCUGGAGCUCAAACAUGGACAUGGAGAGUUACGAGGACUUCUGCCUGCGGAGCCUGACCAGACUGCAGACUGAGAGCCAGGGAAAGAGCCAAGGCCAACAGACAGGCUGUGAGCCAACUGGUCCUGUGGAAGCUCUCUCCUUCAUCCACUUCCAUGGAAGGGCUGUGCUCUCACCCUUGCUGAGUGUGGAGCAGCGCAGCGAGAUGUGCCAGUACAGACAGAGGGCUGCCCAGCUUGAGGUGGACAGACAGGCACUACGCAGCAGCAGCCUGCUGACCAGGGUUCAGGACAUCCUCGACAAUGCUCAGGUGGACAGUAAAAUGGAUCUACCAACUCCGCCAUAUUGCCUUUCCCCAAAACCUGAGACAGUGAAUGGCUACACCCUGGUCACAGACUCUCCUGGGCUACCCAGGGGCGCUGGUGUGGUUGGGCUACACAUUACGGAUCGGCCCACCACUCCUCAACCUGAGUCCCCCAUAGUCCUGAAUGGGUACAGGGCAGAGGAGAGAGAGAAGCAGGUAGAGGAGGAGAGGUGGGAGGUAGAGGAGGAGAUGAGGAGGGGAGAGGAGGAGAUAGGGGGCGGUCAGGAUAUGAGUUUCCAGAGCCUUCUGAGGAGGUCGAGGGAGUAUGUGGAGAGAGAGCAGGCCCAGAGGGGGUCAAAAGUCAUCGGCCGGGUCACUUCAACCACCCCACCUGUGGAGAGCCUCUCUGACAAGGAGAACGAGAGCCGCAGUCCUCUGGGAGAGAUGAAACCUGAACAGGGGUACAGCCUGCGCCACAGUCCCCUAAACCCACCUCAGAUCCAGGCCCACAUCCAGCACCAGAGUCAGUAUCCUGCCCAAGCUCAAGCCCAGUACCAGGCUGUGUGUGACCCAUAUGGCUCUCGGUUUAGCUGCCUCUCGUCUGGCCUCCCCGACCCUUACGCCCUCCUGCCCAGCCCUGAACCCAGCAUGAGCCCCCGCCCCCACCGCCGCCGACCACGUCCAGUGUCCACUGGUAACAUCAUGAUCUCCUUCCCCAUUGGUUCGGCCGACCUCAUCCCCAGAGGGCUAGUGGGGAGGCACCAGGAGAGCGCUGUUGUCAUGGCGACAGGGGUGAUGAGGUCACCGGAACGGGGGUCAGGCGUCAGUGACGGUAGCAGUAGUCGUCGUGGCAGCCAGUGUGGCACCAGCCCGGUCCAGGAGAAGAGCUGCAGCCCAGUCAGUACCUCCGGAACUGGUUCACAUGGGCAUCAUGAUGUCAUCAGCUCCGGGUUUCGCCGGCGCUGCCACACCCUAGACAGCCAGCUCCACUCCUCCCAUUCUGCCUCAGGACCUGGCAUGGACCGCAGCCAGGAGAGGCUCCCGCGCUUCAUGGGGGGUGUGCCUCGUUUGGCCCUGAGCCGUAGGAGCCCCGCGGUCCCCCUGAAUCAGUCCUAUGAGGUGGAGAACCCCUCGGCCACGCUGCUAAGGCCCCACGUGAGACCCUUGACCCCUGACCUCUCUCCUUGCCAGAUGAGUCUGGAGCCUGAGGGGCCUCAGGGGCCCCAUGAUGGACGGAUCACACCCAGCUCUUCCUUAGAGGAGCAGGACAGUAAGACAGGUGAAACGUCCAGUCAGGUUACCAUUUCUCGCAGCUUCUUCUCUGUGCGGACCUCUCUGUCCAGCUGCAGCAGAGCCAGCCUCUCCUCCAGGGGCAUCUCAAAGAAGAUGUCAUGGACGUCAUAUCGAGCCGCACGCAACUGA